This is a messenger RNA of Loxodonta africana (African savanna elephant), 1381 nucleotides long. It is a transcript of the gene SPMAP2, whose product is annotated as sperm microtubule associated protein 2. NCBI's taxonomy places the organism in Eukaryota, Metazoa, Chordata, Mammalia, Proboscidea, Elephantidae. Gene Ontology annotation, biological process: spermatogenesis. The record is from RefSeq and is a predicted model, not a curated record. The transcript is spliced from 10 exons. The coding region runs from base 26 to 1381 and encodes 451 amino acids.
UGCGGAUGGCAGUGCACAGGUCAGAAUGCCCCAAGAAUGUGCUGGGACAUUCUCCUGUUGCCAUGACGACGGCAGAGCCACUUGGGUUUUGAGGGAGGAAGGCGCAAGGCCAGGAGGUCCCAUGGGGGACCACAGGCCGAGUUUGACCAGCAACAACCAUGUCGCUGAGGCUGCGAGUGAGGCAGAAAUGAAACAGGACCGUGAUGUCCUGGGCUUCCAGGACUCCGCCAACGAGAGCCAGGGGGCCCUGGACCCCAAGUACCAGGACCCCGACGAUGCUGCGCUGGGACUGGGGGACAACGAGGAGGACAUUCCCCUAGAGGAGGUGGCCGGAGAGGAAGUCCUCCAGGGCCAGGAGGCGGAGGAGGCACUUUCCAAUCUGGAGAGGGUCCUGCAGAAAGACGUGGAGGAGGACGAGGACGUUCCUGAAGUGAGCCGGCUGUCCAUCAGCCACGAGUGGCCAGUGCCCAGAGGGAGGAAGAAGAGGAGGGUCUUCGAUUUGGCAAGACCCAAGACCAACUGGCAAGUCUUGAAAGACAGGGUGGGCUGCUGCCAGGGCUAUGCCUGGAUUUCCCCUUGCAACAUGACCUUGCACUUCUCCCUCUAUUGGCCAUCUGUAUACUGGACAGAGAGGUUUCUCCAGGAUACCACCUUAUCUAUCACAGUGCCAGUGGUGUCCCCUCGUGUGGAAGAGCUGGCUCGACCUAAAAGGUUCUACUCAGAGUAUUACAACAACAACAGGACCACUCCCAUCUGGCCCAUCCCUCGGUCUACCUUGGAAUACCAACCAUCUAGUCGCUUGAAGGAACUGGCCGCCCCUAGGAUCCGGAAUAACAUUUGGAGUAUAAACAUGUCUGAGGUGUCUCAGGUAUCCCGGGCAGCCCAGAUGGCUAUCCCCAGCCCACGGAUCCUCCACUUGGCAAAGCCCAGGCCCCCAGCCACCCUGUUGGAAGAGUGGGACCCCAUGCCGAAACCCAAGCCACACGUGUCAGACUAUAACCGCCUCCUUCAUUUGGCCAUGCCCAAGGCCCAAUCAGACAAGUGUGUCCCCGACCGAGACCCACGCUGGGAGGUGCUGGAGGUCACCAAGAAGGCAGUGGCCAGUCCCCGGAUCAUCUCCCUGGCCAAGCCGAAGGUGCGCAAGGACCUCAAUGAGGGCUAUGACAGGCAUCCUCUCGCCUCUAUGAGCUUGCCACCCCCAAGAAUGUCACCAAAAAAGCGUGACCAGCUGGGCGCUGGCCGAGGUCAGGCCGGGGGACCCGGGCCCGCGCGCAGCGAGGCCCCGGCGGUGGGCAGGCGGCGCCCCGGGUUCCCCGCCCGCGCGCGCACCUACUACGCGCCGGCCCGCGCCGGUCCCGCCCCCGCGGGCUGCAGCCAAUGA